GAGGUUGGCGGAAGAGGUGGAGGAAGGGUGGCGACAGAGGGGGAUGAUUUUCGCUGUCGGCGAACGUCGUUGGGUCUCACUCGUCAAAAAAGCGACGGAGUUCGCGCCGAUGACACGUACGAAACCGUCACGUACGGCGUGCAUUCGACGCAUUCGAUAGCGCGGAAGUGGACGGGGAAACGGACCCGGAAGCAUUGAGGGCAGUCGUUUUCGUGUCUCUUUGUGUCCAGAAUGCGAUGCGACCGUGGCAUCCCGCGCCCCGAGGUCGCCCGAGGAAGAACGUCGCGUUGAACUCGCACGCCGCGGCCCCGGCAGUUCGUCAUGAGACUCGGAUGACGUACGGCAUAUGCCCGUAUCGAAAAACCGGCGAGGGCUAAACGACAACGUCGCCGUGAGGUGUGCGUUCCUGCAGCUACCCGCCGUGUCGGAGCGACAAGUGUCCAAGAUCUAAGCUAAAGACAAGUGGAUUGGGGUGUGAGAGACCAAUUUGAGUCUGGCAACUGAACUGCUUUACUGAAAUGUUGACUAGAGAAAUUGUUGUAUUUCUAUAUACGUGUAUUUAGUACUGAACAACGUUGUAACAAGAUUGAUAUGAUAUAAUAUAUCCUGAUUUCGACGAUAAGUGAUAUUAAAGAAAUUAGACGAUUUAAAGAAUCCAUUUAGCGAGACAAGAAGCAAGUGAAGUGAGAACUAUUGUCUAUCGUCGAGAAACUCAACAAGUCAAAAGACAUUUUAUCGAGACUUGAGAGUCAACUAGAGAUAUUCCAAAACAAUUGAAUGUCAAAAAUAGAAGCAGGCAACGGAGGAGAAAGGGAGGAAAAGUUUCCUUGAAACGGGGAAAAGAACUUUUCUUUCGGAGAUUUAAUCCGUCUCUUCGGUCUAAAGACUCGUAUUCGGAUAUUGUCGGUUCCAGUGAGGCGACACCAUGUUGGAAUUUUAUCCACCAGCGCCUGGUUCUUUCAAUCGUCAGAGCGAACCGGGCCAACCCUUGCCGACGGUUCCAUCUAUUCCCUUUCGGCCCACAACCGAUAAUAAUAAUGCAGAGCCGUCUAUUUCCGUGAAGACGGAGUCCGGGCUUCUCGAGACGAUCUGCGCCGGCUGCGGCCGCAUCAUCGCCGACAAGUACGUGAUGCGAGUCGCCGAGAGGAAUUACCACGAGGAGUGCCUCUCGUGCACGGCAUGCGGCGCGAUGCUGUCGCACUCGUGCUUCAUACGCGACCUCAAGCUCUACUGCCGCUCCGACUACGAGAGGAUCUUCGGGGUGAAGUGCGCGCGAUGCAUGGAGAAAAUCAGCUGCUCGGAUCUGGUUAUGCGGCCGGUGUCCGGCCUGAUCUUCCACGUGGAUUGCUUCGCGUGCUGCAUGUGCGGCCAGACGUUGCCGCGGGGCGCUCAUUAUAUCCUCAGGCAGGGCCAGCCGAUUUGCAGACGGGACUUCGAGCACGAGCUUUUUCUGAAUAGUCCGCAAGAUGAUGACUUGUUGGACGAGAAUCGACCACGGGACGGUCGUCGGGGUCCGAAACGGCCUCGGACAAUCCUUACGUCGGCACAGCGACGUCAGUUCAAGGCAUCCUUCGAGGUGUCUCCGAAGCCUUGCAGAAAGGUGCGCGAAGCACUCGCCAAGGACACUGGCCUCAGCGUGCGCGUGGUCCAGGUGUGGUUCCAGAAUCAGCGCGCGAAGAUGAAGAAGCUUCAGCGGAAGGCCAAAACGGAGCCCGGAUCCGAAAAAGAGCCGAAGGAAGAGCGAAGGACGGAGAGUCCGCACAGCGAUCACAGUCAUUACUUGAACGCCCUGAACAUGCGCGACGGGGAAUCUUCUAGCUUCCCCUCAGCCACCCAACCGCUCAACCCCAAUAACCCGUACUCGCCCGACGACGCGUAUCCGGGCCACUCGGGGGAGAGCUUCUGCAGCAGUGAUCUGUCGCUGGACGGUACGGACGGCGGCUUCGACAUCGGCGAGAACGACGGCGGCGGCGCGGACGGUAGUCAUCAGGGUGCCUCGCAUUCCCACCACGGCUCAUCGUCCCACGACACCCCGUCGCUGUCGCAGAGCUUGCACGCGGCCAUCAACAAUCCCAUCGACAAACUGUUCAUGAUGCAGAGUAGUUACUUCAGCGGCGAUCACGCGUAAUCCAAAUUUCCCCCUCUUCCUUCCUCACUUUUUCCCACUCUCUGUCUCUAUUUUCCUGGAAUUCGUCGCUUAUUUCUAGUCUUCUCCCAGUUAUAUCUGUGCGUCCCUUCGUUCCUACGAAACGACUUGCUUUGCCAACUUGUAGAGGAAGUCGAAUCGAAGUAAUCGCGGUCAGUUGUUCGAACUCAGACUUUUUUGUUCUACGGUCGUUGCUAAUCUGUUUUCCAGUCAAAGUGAAAGCGAUAAUUGUAAAAACUUUUAUUCUUGUAAUUAUUUUCCCUCUCUAGUUGACUCGGUAUACUUUCAAUCUUUAAAUUUCCGAUGUCAACGAUUCUCCAGAAAGUAUUUGCUUUACUCUCUGUUUCAGAUACAAAAGCUGUAUUUAUCCUCUGUGUGUAAUAAAUACAUAUUCAUAAAAAUGCUA
Messenger RNA from Monomorium pharaonis (pharaoh ant), 2552 nucleotides. RefSeq names its product LIM homeobox transcription factor 1-beta (gene Lmx1a). NCBI's taxonomy places the organism in Eukaryota, Metazoa, Arthropoda, Insecta, Hymenoptera, Formicidae. Bases 926 to 2128 code for a protein of 400 amino acids. The record is from RefSeq and is a predicted model, not a curated record. Gene Ontology annotation, molecular function: RNA polymerase II transcription regulatory region sequence-specific DNA binding; DNA-binding transcription factor activity, RNA polymerase II-specific. Gene Ontology annotation, biological process: neuron differentiation; regulation of transcription by RNA polymerase II. Gene Ontology annotation, cellular component: nucleus. The transcript has 6 exons.